GACGGGAGGCGGUGGAGGUGUCGGGAGGGAAUCGCCGGGCGAGGCGGGGCUGGCGCCGGGUUUCCCGCGGUCGGUGCUGGCGCGGGCGGAGGAGGAUCGCUCUUAAAGGGCCAGCCCACGCGCGUCCUUUUGUUCCGGGGCCGCAGGGCGGGGCAGGUCCAACUUUCGCCGCCUUCUUGUUUACUCUCCAGAACGGCCAUGAUUUCCCAGUUCUUCAUUCUGUCCUCCAAGGGGGACCCGCUCAUCUACAAAGACUUCCGGGGAGACAGUGGCGGCCGGGAUGUGGCCGAGCUCUUCUACCGGAAGCUGACGGGACUGCCAGGAGAUGAGUCCCCGGUUGUCAUGCACCACGAUGACCGUCAUUUCAUUCACAUCAGACACAGCGGUCUCUAUUUGGUAGCCACGACUUCAGAAAACAUUUCUCCCUUCAGCCUCCUGGAGCUGCUCUCCCGGUUGGCCACUCUCCUGGGCGACUACUGUGGCUCCCUGGGUGAGGGGACCAUUUCCCGCAACGUGGCUUUGGUCUACGAACUCCUGGAUGAAGUGUUGGACUAUGGCUAUAUACAGACCACGUCCACGGAGAUGCUCAGGAACUUCAUCCAGACGGAACCCGUGGUCAGCAAGCCCUUCAGCCUCUUUGAUCUUAGCAGUGUUGGCUUGUUUGGAGCCGAGACACAGCAGAGCAAAGUGGCCCCCAGCAGUGCAGCCAGCCGCCCCGUCCUGUCCAGUCGCACUGACCAGAGCCAAAAAAAUGAAGUUUUUUUGGAUGUGGUCGAGAGACUGUCUGUACUGAUAGCAUCUAAUGGCUCACUGUUGAAGGUGGAUGUGCAGGGAGAGAUCCGGCUCAAGAGCUUCCUUCCCAGCGGCUCUGAGAUUCGCAUUGGCUUGACAGAAGAAUUCUGCGUCGGGAAGUCAGAACUGAGAGGUUAUGGGCCAGGAAUUCGGGUUGAUGAGGUCUCAUUCCACAGCUCCGUGCACCUGGAUGAGUUUGAGUCUCAUCGAAUCCUCCGCUUGCAGCCGGCUCAGGGCGAGCUGACCGUGAUGCGGUACCAACUUUCUGAUGACCUCGCCUCCCCGCUUCCCUUCCGGCUCUUUCCCUCUGUGCAGUGGGACCGAGGCUCAGGCCGGCUUCAGGUUUAUCUGAAGUUGCGAUGUGACCUGCCCCCAAAGAGCCAAGCUCUCAAUGUCAGGCUGCACCUUCCCCUGCCUCGAGGAGUGGUCAGCCUGUCCCAGGAGCUGAGCAGCCCAGAGCAGAAGGCAGAGCUGGGAGAGGGAGCCCUUCGCUGGGACCUGCCCCGGGUGCAAGGAGGCUCUCAACUGUCAGGCCUCUUCCAGAUGGAUGUCCCAGGCCCCCCAGGGCCUCCCAGCCAUGGGCCCUCCACUUCAGCCCCUCCUCUGGGGCUGGGCCCUGCCAGCCUCUCCUUUGAACUUCCUCGGCACACAUGCUCCGGGCUCCAGGUUCGCUUUCUCAGGCUCACCUUCAGACCCUGCGGCAACGCCAACCCCCACAAGUGGGUGCGACACCUAAGCCACAGUGAUGCCUACGUAAUUCGGAUCUGAGACUCGCCAUACGAGGAUGCCAAGGAUGCCAAGGCAGCGAUUUGUUAAAUGGGAAAAUGACGAUCUUUUCUGGCCUCCUAGCCUAUGGCACUGGGUCGAGGCAGGAAGAGUCCUGAGUCUGAGUUCUGAGAGAGCAGGGGGGCUCGACGGACCCACCCCUUCGUGGUAUCCAAUGCAGGAAGGACUGAGGUGGAUCAGAACUUAUAAACCAAGCUUUUAUUCUGAGGAACUGGCUGUACAACAUCUAAAAAAAUGAUGUGGAGGAAGCAGCCUACUAUUUCCUUCCACCCCACGAGUGUGC
Molecule: messenger RNA, 1861 nt
Organism: Propithecus coquereli (Coquerel's sifaka)
Lineage: Eukaryota; Metazoa; Chordata; Mammalia; Primates; Indriidae
Gene: AP4M1
Product: adaptor-related protein complex 4, mu 1 subunit
Exons: 15
Coding region: 199-1560 (453 amino acids)
Biological process (GO): Golgi to lysosome transport; protein targeting
Cellular component (GO): cytoplasmic vesicle; clathrin adaptor complex; trans-Golgi network
Source: RefSeq, a predicted model, not a curated record